This is a messenger RNA of Rubroshorea leprosula, 1387 nucleotides long. The record is from the annotation of a GenBank genome assembly. Lineage: Eukaryota; Viridiplantae; Streptophyta; Magnoliopsida; Malvales; Dipterocarpaceae.
GGAAGGGCAAAUCAUUCUUUCGGGUGUUGCUACGAAGGCUCGCGAGGAUCAUAAGGAGUUUCGACGAGGAAACCAUUCUUCACUGUUAAAAUUGCUUCUUCCCCAUGUUUUAAACUCUCUCUUCCUCCAUAACCCAGUUUCCUCUCUGCAAGCUUUAAGAUCUUAAUUUUCCAGAAUUGUGGCAGUUGUUUUUGCGCCGUAAGUACUCUGCGCAAGGACUAGAGAGGUCUGCUUGCUUUUCUUCGUUAUUUUAAUCAUUCAAAUUUUCAAGCCUGAUGAAUUGAGGACCAGCAAUUUUCUCCAUGAAGUCUAUUAUAGGGCAAGUUUUUGGAAGUGUUCGUGAAAGAGUUCUUGAUCCAGUUUCUAAAAGAAUUAGUGAAAUAGCUUGUGAAAAAAUUCUUGGAGUUGUAGGAGAACACGUAGAUUGUCACAUAAACUUCCAAAGUUAUGUGGAUGAUCUUAAAAAAGGAGUGGGAGACUUAAAACGUAAAAGAGGUGAUAAAGAAGCAGAAUUAAGAAUAGUGGAUCACUCAGAAAAAAUGGUCAAAGAAGAAGUGCAGGGAUGGCUUGAUGGUGCAGGGAAGGUCAUUGAUAUGGUAGAUAUUGAGGAAGAGCUUGAGAACGUUUCAUACCUGUCACAGGGUAGCCUUGGAAGACGUGUUCGUCAAAAGACGCAAGAGGUGAGAGAAAUUCACAAUCGAGGCAAUUUCACUGAAGGUCUUGUAAUUGAAAGGCCUCCAUCUAUUGGAAUUCCUUUGCCAACAGAGAAUAUGGUUGGUAAGCUUGAUGUGAAGGAAAAAAUUCGCGGAUACUUGAGAGGUUGUGAGGGAAUAAUUGGAGUUUGUGGAAUUAGUGGAAUUGGCAAAACUACUAUUAUGAAACACAUCCAUAAUGAAUUAUUGAAUGAGGCUACUCAGUUUGAAAAGGUCAUCUGGGUCACAGUAUCACAUCCACUCAAUGUUGUAAGAUUACUAGGUGAUAUUGCAAGAAAAAUGAACAAAGGCCUUCGAGAAGAUGCAGAUGAAUUGGAGCGGGCAUCAAGAUUGAUGGAGAUUAUGAAAACAGUGAAAUAUGCAUUGAUCUUAGAUGAUGUGCAAGAUAAAUUUACUCUUACAAGAGUUGGAAUCCCAAAACCAACAAUGGAAAAUGGGUGCAAAAUUGUUAUUACUAGCAGAUUAGUUGCUGUGUGCAACUACUUGAGCUGUCAAAUAGUUAAGGUGCCACCUCUUUCAAAGGAAGAGUCUUUCAACUUGUUUUUAGAUGAGGUUGGGUCUGAUGUUCUACAAAUUCCCAAUUUGCACGGGUUUGUGUGGAGGUUGAUUUAAAUGAAUCUCUUCCAUCUAUGAUAGCUUUAGAUCUUGAGGAGCUUCCUCAAUCGUUGAUUUUG